Zophobas morio is the source of this 4226-nucleotide messenger RNA. RefSeq lists its product as uncharacterized. Lineage: Eukaryota; Metazoa; Arthropoda; Insecta; Coleoptera; Tenebrionidae. The record is from RefSeq and is a predicted model, not a curated record. The transcript has 3 exons. The coding region runs from base 151 to 4182 and encodes 1343 amino acids.
UGAAAAAGUCCUGCUCAGAAAAACGGUCGUGCAAGUUUUGAAUAUUUAAAAAGUCUAAUUUUAUUCUUAUGACUCUCCCAGUAACCUUUUAAUGCAAUUACGUGCACACCAACUAGCGUUUUAACCAAGUGGUGCCUAACCUAAAAAGACAUGGCGCGAGAAGUCUCUACGAAGUCCUUAGUUGACCAAUGUUUGCAGGCAAAUUUUCAACAUACAUUUAAUAACAUCACCGCUAAUAACCUCAACUUGAAGAAUAGCAGCGCCGUUAAAAUUAUCGUGGCUGUGUGCAAUGCCUGUUAUUCGAAUCUUUCGACUCCGAAUAACAUUAAUGAACAGGACCUGGCGGACUUAGUGAAAUGUUUGUUGAAGUUUAUACAUCAGCCAAGCAAUGAACAGUUUGAGAGCUACUUACAAAGUGCAUUUCAUAUAUUGAAGCUGCUUCAGGAAAAGAAAAACUUCGAGUGCAUAGUCCAACUCCGAGAGCUGUUCAUCCCAGAGUUCAUGCCGGUCAGCCUAACGAAAGAACACCACACAAUCUACGAAAGCAUCUGUAAGUCUAUCUACAAUGUCAUCGUCCGUACAAUUCCAACAGUUGAUGAAACCCAAAAAAGUGGACUCUUGAGACUCACGAUUUUGCAAACUUCGAUACAUAAGAGACUCGGCAGAAAAAACAGUUUCCUCGAAAACGUGCACAAUUGCCUACUGGCGCUACUCAUGCUCAAUAUUUCUCUAGAAGAGUUAAUACAGUAUUAUGACUAUGUGAUAAAAUCGUUGAAUAGUUUGGAAGCGUCGCUUUACCCCGCUGUGAUUAAUAACUUGUCGCUUUUAUAUACACAUUUACUAAAAAACGAAAAGUACAAAUUAGCUAGUCGUUGUUACAACUCAACGUGCGAACGAUUGAGAUCUUUGAAGGGUAAGGAGUUUGGGUUUUUGAACGACAUUAUGGAGAUUGUUGAGUGGGUUAACCCAGGGAAUGGGACCUCAGUGACAACACAAACCCCCGAACGGGUCCAUACUAGUCUAAAGACGUACCACAAGAAUUACGGUUCAACUGCUGCCUUACAGUCCGUUUGUACUUUGGUGUCAUCGGUGGGAUACGCCGUCUUACAAUUAUACAAAAAGAACAACUUAUCCAUCGAAAAUGCGCACUUCUACAAUUUUCUCAACGAUGUGGCAGUCAUAUUGGCCAAAAACCCCUAUACUUGUCAUUGCAAAAAGUGCUCUACUGCCACUAAUAUCAAUGAAGCACUGCGGAUUUUAAACACAAUAGGGGGUUUAGGGCGUUUAUGUAUAACCAACAAAAACGAUCUGUCGCGAAGUUACAAGAUCGAUAUAUUCCGGUAUUUGGAAAAACAAGUCGACUAUGUAACCACCCUCAAAUCCAACAAGUGCGAAAAGUGGGAAAAACACUGGUACGACGUCGGUGUACACCUAUACUCGAUUGGAACCCAUUUAUACCAAAAAAACGAGACUGAAAUGCUUAUGCUAUAUUUACAAAAAUUCGUACGAACCCUUCUCAAGUUGGAAGGUUUCGAACCAAAAAUAAUAGAUAGGACGUACCUCGUUUCCGCCUUUAGUUGUAUCGCAAAUGCCCACUUCGAGAGUCAAGAUUUCGAAAAAAGUCUCCUGCUUAGUUCGCUUGCAAUUAUAUGCAGCGACUCUCCCAAAAAGGAGAUAAACAGAUGGAUUAAAACCAAAGUAGUGAGUCGCGAAAAGUCGAUUGAGGGAAAUUCAGAGUUACAACUACUAACACUUGUUUCGGUUUGUGGUAAAUAUCAAACGGAAUUAGAGACUUAUAUACCGAAAUCGGGGCUUGGUUUGACUACCAAACGCAAAAUUGAGCUUUUGCAUUACGAAUUAAAACAGUAUAACGCGAAAUGGAAGAGUAAAAUACCUAUGAGUACGGUUUUUGGGGAGUUGAGUCAAAUCGCAUCGGCGCAGUUCACCGCUGAGGUUUUUGUGGAGAUUUGGGGUGACGGAGAUUUGAUGGUUCAUGAAACUAUUCCCAGGCUUUUGCAAGGGACUAUUAAACGAGUUGAGGGGGGCAAAAUUUCGACAAAAGAUUUAUUAUUGGCUCAUUUGUAUUUUCUCCAACAUAAGUAUCAAGUGAAGGAUGUUAUUGUGAAGAACUGCGACGAAAUGGAAAAGACUAUGAAUUUAACGAAAACAGCUGAAGCGACUGCCGUUCCGCCUGAUCCUGACGAAGAAUGCGACCUUGUGUCUUCGUAUCAUAGUCUUAAGUUAAGUCGCUAUACUAAGAUGAUGGAGGAAUUGAAUAAGUCACUUGAGUUGAGUCAGAAGUGGAUUGAGAAAAACAACGAUGAUUACGAUAGAGAGAGAUUCUAUAAACUCUUGUCGAACAUAGGGCACGAAUAUUGUUUACACGGACACACAACUAAGUCGCUACUUGCAUGGCAGCUAGCCUUGAAGGUCGCCCAAAGUGUAGACUCCCCUUUAUACAAGUUAGAAGCCACAGGUUUCAUUAUAGAACUAGGAGACAUCCGUAAACCCCUCCUCCAAAACUUGACAGUCGAAGUCGAGAAGGGUGUUAGUACUUUAACAACGAACAACUACGAGGCGCUCAUUGUUUAUUAUCUUUCAAAAGCGGAAGCUUAUUUAUAUGUUGAUUUCAAAAAGGCGUACCUUUCAUUUAAAAAAGCUAUGCAGUACCACCAGAACCACCAAAGUACUAAUAUAAUGCAAGCCCGAAUUCACCUUUUACACCACAAGUUUCUCUCAUUGCCAUGUGAAUACAACGUCCCGGAUCACAAAGAGUACUACCUAGUGAAAAUCCACCAAGCCAACAACUGUGCCACUACGUACUACAACGAAAGUUCAACCAUGUCCUCGUACGAAAUGCGUAUAUUUUUCGAAGUUUACGAAAACAUCGUAAAAAUGUACCAUGAUUUGCGUCAACCUCGAGAAGUGCGUUGUUAUGCUAAAGAUGCCGUUGUCAUUGCUCAGAAAAUGGUACUACCGUUGCGUACUGCCGCACUCUUGUACUAUCUAGCACACGCCGAUAUUGCGACUGGUCGUUUGAAUGAUUGUCGUGUCAAACUUACAGAUUUCAGGGAUAUUUUGAGUCUUAAUAAAAGUAAGAGUGUGGCGAACCUACCGGUACCACCACCACAAAAGAAAGAAGAGGUGGACAUUUUAGUAGAAGACUUUACAGAGAUGGUUUUAGACGUUCCGAAGAACGUAGGCUACACGUCCAGCGGUUCUCCUUGUUUCAAAGUCGAGUCUUUCAAACUCCCGUUUUUCCUUAGUCAUGACGAAGACUGCGAAUGUUUUUAUUGUACGUGUUUUGAGUACCAGGAGUUCGUUUUGAAGCAGACCCUUCUAAAUGCUUUGUUGCAUCAACACGAGGAGAGUUUUUAUGUGUGUAAAGAUUUUUUCUCGGGGUGUAUUAAAAUCUACGAUUAUAUCACACACAGAGAAAGUGUUUAUGUGAAGAAAACCGCAAAGAAGAUAUCAGCGGAUUUAGUACCAGCACUACGAGAGAAGUUCGCUGGGAUAUACUUUUUUAUGUUAGUAGAAUACGCAUAUUUUUUAAUCAGACAGAAGAAACUCAAGGAAGGUGCAAACUUAAGUAAGAAACUCGUAGCCGAAAUUGAACCGUUUAAAUUACAAUUUAUUCACCUCUACAACGAAGUACUAUUACAAAGAUUGAAUAUUCUAUCGCGGAAAAUGAACGUAGAAGAGAAGUGUCCACGUGUCGUUACUCCAGAAAGGAAAGGCGAACCCGACACCAAGACACCUCCUCAGGGUACUGAAGUCGCUCUGCCACCGACUCGUCCUCUGCCGAAAACCUACUCAGCCAAGAAGGUUCGUCCCAAGGCUUUGAAAUUCAAUUCAGCCGACUAUGCAGACGAAACGGUAUACCUGAAACUUCCGCUCCCGAAAAGUAUACCUUCCGAGGCUAAAACGCCAGGGCCGUCUAACAUAGGAAUUUACACCAACAAAUCUCCAAAAAAGUCCAAGUCCGAAAUUCCUGUUUUUAAGGAACCAGGGGUUAAGGAACCUUCGACGUCUAGUGACGCAAGAGAUAAUAAUUUGGCGAUUAGAACCAAGUUAUUAACUGACCGACUGAGGAGUUCCAGUACGUCUCGGAAAGCAGGCAGUGGCAGACAGAAGUCGGAUUGUGAGGACGAGCGGAAAGGGGCGAAGAAAAGAAAUAAGUGAACGUUAUAUUUGUGGAAUUAAAGAUAUAUUUUUUAUAGUUUAUA